Molecule: messenger RNA, 3348 nt
Organism: Vanderwaltozyma polyspora DSM 70294
Lineage: Eukaryota; Fungi; Ascomycota; Saccharomycetes; Saccharomycetales; Saccharomycetaceae
Gene: ECM32
Product: RNA helicase
Exons: 1
Coding region: 1-3348 (1115 amino acids)
Biological process (GO): nuclear-transcribed mRNA catabolic process, nonsense-mediated decay
Cellular component (GO): cytoplasm
Molecular function (GO): RNA helicase activity
Source: RefSeq, a predicted model, not a curated record
AUGGGUCAGUUUCAAUGUGCUACGUGCAAUGAAAGCCAAGAUGCAGAACAGAUGAUGAAACAUCUGUCGUCAACGAGACAUAAGAAAAUUGAAGAUAUUCUAAGGGAAGAAGAGGUUUGUUGUGAAGAGUGUAAUGAUUCUAAUAUUCAUCAAUUGCAAAUUAUUCGUUUUGGUGGGUUUGAUAUGUUAGCUUUGUGUAAUUCGUGCCUAGAUAAAGAAUAUUCAGAUAAUGAAAGACCAACUACUUGUUAUACUCUCUCAAAUGGUUCUAUAUUAAAAAAUUGGGAUAAUUAUUUAAAAGUAAGAGAUUGUACUUGUCAAGAAUGUGGUGGAGAAUCGAAUUUGAACGUCAACACGAGGGGUAACAUUCUUUGUAAUCAAUGCCUGCAGAAAAAGGGUUCACCUUCUGGUUAUGAAUCUGAUAAGAGUGGUAAAUUCGUUUACCUUUUGCUAGGUAUAAAAGAGCCUAAUGAGAGCCCUAAUAGAAGAUUUAAAAAGGAAACUAGGAGAAAAAUGGGUCGAGGUAGAAGAGAUAUGAAAAGAUCGAAUGCUGGCAGUAAGAAAGCCAAGAAGCCGCUAACCAUUCAUGAACAAAUGGCCAAGAGAGCUAUUGAGAUUAAAAAGAUAAAUAAUGUCAUUGAAAGUGAUAGUUCUUUGAGUUUAAAGUCAUUUAAAGGUAUACGAGCAACUUCAUCCUCUACAAAAUUGGAUACAUUAAAUAAAAAAGGUAAAGAAAGUAGAAACUCAAGAUCGACAACAAGUUCGAAAAAAAUAUCCACCUAUAAUAAAUCCACGGAUUCUAUUUCUUCUAGAAAUAGUAGGAAGAAUUCUCCUGUUUUGAAUACCAGUUCUAAAGGGCCCAACAAUAAUGUUCAACAACAGAAAUUGCCUAGUAGACAGAAAGUGAAUAAUACUCCAAGGGAAUUCAAAUUUUUAGAUUCAUCUGAUUUUAGUGAUUCAGAAUUGUCAUCUUCAAAUAUUUCAUCAGAUAAAGGAAAACAAAGAAAUUCUAACAAAAAGAAUGAUAACUCUGACAAAAUACUGUCUGGAAAUAAACAGAAUAUUUCUAAAACUGGUAUGAAAUCUAAUUCUAACGUUAAGGCCAAGCCUGAGGGAAAACAAAAGAUAAAAACUCCAGAGAGCAAUCAUAAAUUAGCAUCUUAUAAUAAUCCAGAAAGGAAAUCCUUGCAGAAAUAUGAUAUUAAAGAAAGUGAUGAAAUAAAAAACAGGCCUAAAGAUUCCAACAAGCAAAAAUUGGUCAAAACAGAGGAUAAAAGAGAAAACAGAAUAACCAAAACACAAGAAGAUAAGGUUCAUCAUAAAUUAAAUGAUAACUCGACAUCUAAUCUAGAAGAAGGUAUACAUUAUCAAAAGUUUUUGAAAUAUAAGCCUGAACUAACUUACAAUGAUCUAGAAUCCUAUUUGAAUCAUUUUUCAUAUGCCCUGUUUUUAGAACAGAAGCUUGAAAAUGAAUACUUAGAAAACUUUGGAAUUAUAUGGCCAAUGAAAGCUCAAGACCAAGGUUUAAUUGCCGUUCUUAAACAAAGAAAUAAUGUCGAAGUAGAGAGACUGACAUCACCGCUUUUCAAAAAAAUGGGUAGGCUCCCUUUCUACAAUAGACAAUGUAUUAUGCUUUGUACUAAAGAUGAAUCGACUGUUUGGUAUACUUAUGUGAAAGAAGUCGAAGCUCAACGUGGUCAAAUUAUGAUUUUAUUGGAAUUAUUUCAUUGGAAUAAGCAACCGUUACCAAGAAAGGCGUCUAGUGACGAAUUUUACUUAUUACCAUGUUCAGCACAAGCUAAUAGAAUCAUGUUUGCAAUGACUCGUAUAAACAAUCCAAAUUUUAUCGAUUUAAUUUUGGGACAAAAGCAAAUUAAGCAACUUGAUUUUAAUAAUAGGCUAAGAUUUUCAAAUGAAAAUUUAAACGAAUCACAAAGGUCUGCAAUUCAACAUGUACUAAAUAACCAUAUCACGGUCUUACAAGGUCCUCCAGGUACCGGUAAGACUUCAACAAUUGAAGAAAUCAUUAUUCAAAUGAUCGAGAAUUUUCACUCCUUCCCUAUAUUGUGUGUUGCCGCAAGUAACAUUGCCAUUGACAAUAUUGCUGAGAAAUUCUUGUUGAAUAGACCAAAUAUCAAAAUUCUGAGAAUUGUUUCUGAAGGAAAAGAGCCUCAGUAUGGCCCUAAUCACCCGUUGGGCAAAAUUUGUUUACACAAUAUUGUCAAUGAACAGUUGCCUGAUCAAAUGAAACAAAAUUUAAGGAAGUUACGUUCUGGUAGAAUUAAUGAUAUUUCAAAAAAUCAGAUCAAUAAACUUUCCACGCAACAAACCACUAUUGCUGAUAGAUAUGUUUCUCAAGCUCAAAUCAUAUUCACUACAAACAUAGCAGCCGGUGGUAGACAACUGAAGUCCAUCAAGGAGUUACCCGUUGUUAUCAUGGAUGAAUCUACACAAUCUUCAGAAGCCGCUACUUUAGUUCCACUUUCAUUGCCAGGCUUAAGAACAUUUGUCUUCGUGGGUGAUGAAAAGCAAUUGUCUAGUUUCAGCAAUGUUCCCCAACUAGAAAUGUCCUUGUUUGAAAGAGUUUUAUUAAAUGGCUCAUACAAGAAACCACAUAUGCUUGACACCCAAUAUAGAAUGCAUCCAAGUAUUAGUAAAUUCCCAAUCAAGGCAUUUUAUAAUGGCGAAUUAAAAGAUGGUGUCACUAUUAAAGAUAAAGAGUUCCCAGGCAUUAAAUACCCAUUGUUCUUUUACAAUUGUAAUAAGGGUAGAGAAGGAAAAGUUUUUAACAAAGUUAGAGGGUCAGCUGGUUUCACAUAUAAUAAUAUAUCAGAAGCGCGUGAAAUUGUUAAAAUUUUGUAUAAACUUAUUUUGGAUAAGAAUGUUCAAAGGGAUGAAAUUGGUAUUAUUACACCAUAUUCUGCCCAGAGGGAUCUGCUGUCAAAUUUACUGGUUAACGAUAGUGUUAUUAAUCCUGAAAAAGUAGAAAUGUUCCAGGAUUUUGAUGAAAUUGAUCUGUUGAAUUCUAAAGCAAGCGGAAAUACUUUAGAAGGACCAAAAGUAAAUACAAUUAAUAUUAUAAAUGGCAUAUUUGUUUCUACAAUUGAUUCGUUUCAGGGUCAUGAAAAGAAAUUUAUUAUAUUUUCAUGUGUUAGAAAUAAUCCUGAAAAUAAGAUUGGUUUUGUAAGUGAUAAGAGAAGAAUGAACGUUGCAUUAACAAGAGCUAAGAAUGGUUUAAUAAUAGUAGGUAAUAAAGAUGUAAUGCUUCGUGGAGAUAAAACAUGGGGUUCCUACAUUAGAGGACUUCAAAAGGUUAAUUUAGUUCAUGAUAACUUGGAUGUAUAUUAA